GUCUUCUUCUCCGCCGCGUGACAGGCAGUGGCUGGUCAAGACUCGACUGCCGCUGAGCACCUACUAAACCACCGUCCACGUCGCUCCACUGCACCCAUCCCGCUCUCUUCGUCAUGUCUCUCCCAUAUGCGCCACGUGCCGCCUACUACGACGGCAAGAUCCAACCCGCCUCGUCUUCGUCUACCUUCGACACAAUUGAUCCCGCAACCGCCCAGUCUCUUGCAACCGUCCACGCAACCACAGCGGCUGGCGUCGAUGCUGCCGUAGCCUCUGCGCAAAAGGCCUUCCCCGCCUGGUCGGCCACGCCCCCCAUAGAGCGCGCUCGCAUUCUGCAGCGAGCCGUGGCCCUGCUUCGCGCCCGCAACGACGAACUGGCCAAGAUCGAGACGAGCGACACGGGCAAGCCCUUUUCCGAGACGUCGACGGUCGACAUAGCCACGGGCGCCGAUGUCCUCGAGUUCUACGCCAACCUCGUCGGAGGCGGCGGCAUGAACGGCGAGACAACAAUGCUACGCCCGGAUGCAUGGGUCUACACAAGCAAGAACUCGCUGGGCGUGUGCGCGGGCAUCGGCGCAUGGAACUACCCCAUCCAGAUUGCGCUCUGGAAGUCCGCACCCUGCCUGGCCGCCGGAAACUGCAUGGUCUACAAGCCAUCCGAGUUCACGCCUCUGCACUCGACGGUGCUAGCAGAGAUUUACGCAGAGGCCGGAGUGCCCUCGGGCGUUUUCAACGUCGUCCAGGGCGCUGGUGACGUAGGUGGAUACCUCACCAAGCACCCUGGCAUUGCCAAGGUCAGCUUUACCGGCCAGGUAGCGACCGGCAAAAAAGUCGCGGGUAGUGCCGCCAACGAGAUGAAAUACGUGACCAUGGAGCUCGGCGGAAAGUCUGCAUUCAUCGUUCUCCCAGACGCCGAUGUCGACCAAGCAGCCGAUGGCGCCAUACUGGCCAACUUUUUUUCCACCGGACAAGUCUGCACCAACGGCACGCGUGUCUUUGUUCCCGAGAGCCUAAAGGCCGAGUUUGAGAAGCGUGUGCUGGACAAGAUGCAGUACAUUCGCUCGGGCGACCUGCACAAUCUCAACACCAACUUUGGACCGCUAGUAUCCAAGCCACACUACGACAAGGUAAUGUCCUACAUGAAGCACGGCAUUGAAAGCGACAAGGCCAAGCUUCUCUACGGCGGUCUGGAGAAGCCCGCGUGGCUAUCGUCAUACUCGGACAAGGCCUACCACAACGGCUACUGGGUCCAGCCGACCGUCUUUACAGACUGCACCGACGACAUGAAGAUUGUGCAAGAAGAAAUCUUUGGCCCGGUCAUGUCAAUCUUGUCGUACAAGACGGUGGAAGAGGUUAUUCAAAGAGCAAACAACACGCCGCUUGGUCUCGCUGCAGGCGUCUUUACAAAGGAUAUCAACAUGGCGCACAAGGUGAUUGCCCGGCUAGAUGCAGGCAUCACAUGGAUCAACACAUGGGGCGAGAGUCCUGCAGAGAUGCCUGUUGGUGGAUGGAAGCAGAGCGGGGUUGGUGUGGAGAAUGGAAAGAAGGGUCUUGAGGCGUGGGUACGGAAUAAGAGUACAGUAGUGGAAAUGGGCGGUGUUGUUCCUACUGUAUUUUCAAAGCUAUAAUUCUGUAUCAUGAGCGACGAAAUUUCCUUUUAGAUAUCACAGUAUAUACAUAGUCU
Molecule: messenger RNA, 1681 nt
Organism: Exserohilum turcica Et28A
Lineage: Eukaryota; Fungi; Ascomycota; Dothideomycetes; Pleosporales; Pleosporaceae
Exons: 1
Coding region: 114-1625 (503 amino acids)
Molecular function (GO): aldehyde dehydrogenase (NAD+) activity
Source: RefSeq, a predicted model, not a curated record